This is a messenger RNA of Ceratitis capitata (Mediterranean fruit fly), 1247 nucleotides long. RefSeq lists its product as uncharacterized. Bases 159 to 1193 code for a protein of 344 amino acids. The record is from RefSeq and is a predicted model, not a curated record. Lineage: Eukaryota; Metazoa; Arthropoda; Insecta; Diptera; Tephritidae. The transcript has 2 exons. Gene Ontology annotation, molecular function: sequence-specific DNA binding.
UCUAUUGCGAAAAAAUGUUGCAUCUGGCAACGUUUGAACAAACUUUUUCGACAAAUGGAAAGCGCUGAUUUCGUUGUAUUUUGUUUACCAUCUGUAUAUUGUCAAAAUAUAUUUUGUGCUAGACGGUUUUUAAGGAUAUAUCUUAUUACUGCUCUAUCAUGUCAUACAAAGCUUGUGUGUAUAAAGGCUGCGAUAACUACACUUAUAAUUCGACACCUUGUGCUAAUAAAGAAUUCACAAUAUUCCGGUUUCCAAGAGAUCCUGCUCGGUAUGAACAAUGGAUAAAACGAGGCAAAGUCCUGGAGGGUUUACCCGAACGUCAGAUGCUUAUGUGUUCAGAUCAUUUUGAAGAUAAAUAUUUGAUAAGAAAUAAUAAGCGAACAAUCUUGACAAGCACUGCAGUGCCCUUUCAUUAUCCAGAAGAAAACGAAGAUGUUGAAAGCGAUGAUAAUAUUGGCAAAGAUUGUAAGGGUAAUAUAGUAAAAGUGUCUGAAGAAUUAAACUCAGAAAUGGUUUUCUCAAUACAUGGGGAUAUGGAGGACGGCUCAGAACUCAUAAGGCUUAAAGAAACUUUGUGUGGGGACGAUAAUGAAGAUGUAUUAGCAGAUUAUGAUAAAGUUGAUAACCUUGAUGAGGAAUAUUGUGUAGAAUCAACUAUGAAAGACGAUGAUGAACAAGAAAACGAAAUUGCAGACGAAUACACUGUGGACAGCGAUUAUCAAGAUGGUAUAUUGGACGGUACUAUAACACAACCAUUGCAAAAAGGAUAUAUCAUAAAAAGCUAUACAACAAAACCUUCUGGUCGACACAAAACAAGUUCAGGACCUGACGAAGCACAGGAACCUUCUAGCUCAAAAAUGAUCAAAUCCAACUUUAGUACACAGGGUAUCGUUAGAGGUAAUAACGCUCCAACAUUGAAACGUAAUAUAAAGCGGAGAAGCGAGGAAACGAAUAAUUCUAAGCGUGUGCGGAAAGACGUGGAAGAAAAUCUACUAGAAUCUCCUGAAGCCAGUUCAAAAAGUUUAAUAAAUUCAGAAGCUGUGACUUGUUUCAUAUUUAAGGGAGAGGAAUAUGUACAAAUGCCUAAAGAAUAUUACGUGCAGGAAAAAUUGGAGCUCUUCAAAAAGAUAGAAAAAUAUGAAAAAGUUCUGCGAAUAUUUAAACAGAACUUGCUUGACUUCGAUUUUUCAUAAAAGCAGAAAAGUUACAGUUAAUAAAGGAAAUAUUUAAACGUACAUAAUUUCAAA